Molecule: messenger RNA, 1425 nt
Organism: Closterium sp. Yama58-4
Lineage: Eukaryota; Viridiplantae; Streptophyta; Zygnematophyceae; Desmidiales; Closteriaceae
Source: the annotation of a GenBank genome assembly
AUGCAGGGCGUGGCGCUGGUACCAGGAGUGACCCCCACAUCAUGCACCCUACUCACAACACCGCAGCUGCACUGGCUCGUGUGGGCGGCCAACCGCCAGCCCCCUGCCUCGCCCCUGCUGCCCUCCGAGGACCUCUACUUCUCCACCCUCGCAUCCGCCUUCCAAGCCCUGCUCCCCGCAUCCUCCCCUCCCCCCGCUUCUUCCUCUGCGCCUGUCCCCUCCCCCGCCGCUUCCCCCGCGCCCUUCCCCUGUCCGCCACUGCUGGUGGACGCGGCGAAUGGAGUGGGCGCGCCCAAGCUGCAGCGGCUGGUGCAGGAGGUGCGGGGGAGGGCGGGCGUGGCGCUGGCGGUGGCGGUGCGCAACACAGGGGGCAAGGGCGAGGGGCAGCUGAACGAGGGCGUGGGGGCGGACUUCGUGCAGAAGGAGCAGCGCGCGCCCAGGGGUUUCGGGGGGGACGCGGACAUGGCGCACAGGUGUGUGAGCUUGGAUGGCGAUGCAGACCGCCUCGUCUACUUCUUCCACUCUCCAGCCCCACCCACCACUGCUACCACAGAGUCACAGCCCUCCUCCUCCCCUGAGCCCUCCCUCGCCCCAUCUGCCUCUACCUCACGUGUCUUCCAUCUCCUAGACGGGGACAAGAUCGCAGCACUCUUCACCUUCUUUCUCGUGCACACCCUCCGCGCCAUGUCCCCCUCCUCCCCUCCCCCCAACCCCCCCGCCUCCGCCUCCACCUCCUCCCUCCCCCCCUGCGCGUGGUUCUCCAUCCCGUCCUUCCGCCCCAUCUCCCUGGGCGUGGUGCAAACAGCCUACGCCAACGGCGCAUCAACGGCGUAUCUGGCAUCGCAGCUGGGGUGUGCGCCGGCAGUGGCAAGGACAGGGGUGAAGCACGUGCAUGCGGUGGCGGAGCGGUGGGACAUGGGGGUGUACUUUGAGGCCAACGGGCACGGCACGGUGCUGUUUGGGGAGGAGUUGCUGGCGUGGCUGCAGGAGCAGACGGAGAAGGGACUUCCGGAGGGAUCGGCGCUGCAGCGUCUGGCGGCUCUGAGCAGGCUGUGCAACCAGGCAGUGGGCGACGCCCUGGCGAACGUGUUGGCAGUGGAGGCGGUGCUGCGCUGCCAGGGGUGGUCGCACCACGACUGGAGCCGCAUGUACCACGACCUGCCCUCGCGCCAACUCAAGGUGCGCGUGGCAGAGCGCAGCAUGUUUGUGCCGUGUGACGACGACACCAGGCUGCUGGAGCCCGAUGCCCUGCAGGCCACCAUCGAUGCUGCUGUCGCGGGAGUGGCAGGAGGGCGGGCGUUUGUGCGGCCAUCAGGCACGGAGGAUGUGGUGCGUGUGUAUGCAGAGGCCACUUCCCAAGAGGCCGCAGAUGCCCUGGCUCGCACCGUGGCCACUGCUGUUGAGAAGCACUCCCCUGUGGUGUAG